Molecule: messenger RNA, 1149 nt
Organism: Pteronotus mesoamericanus
Lineage: Eukaryota; Metazoa; Chordata; Mammalia; Chiroptera; Mormoopidae
Gene: GPR65
Product: G protein-coupled receptor 65
Exons: 1
Coding region: 163-1149 (328 amino acids)
Biological process (GO): G protein-coupled receptor signaling pathway
Cellular component (GO): membrane
Molecular function (GO): G protein-coupled receptor activity
Source: RefSeq, a predicted model, not a curated record
AACAAACAUUGAUGCAUUGAUCAGGACUUUUGGAAGCAAAGAAAACUUGAAGAAUUCUCAGUAAGAGAGAACUAGAUGUUGAGAACAAACUAAAUGAGGCAAGAGUUACUUUGCUGUUUAGCGUCUAAGAACUAAUGUAAUUGCCACGUUAAAAAGAAAAAAAUGAGCAGCACAUGCAUUGAUGAACAACACGACCUGGAUCACUAUUUGUUUCCAAUAGUUUACAUCUUUGUGGUAAUAGUCAGCAUUCCAGCCAACAUUGGUUCGCUCUGUGUGUCUUUUCUGCAAGCAAAGAAAGAAAAUGAAUUAGGAAUUUAUCUCUUCAGCUUGUCAUUGUCAGACCUGCUGUAUACGCUCACUCUCCCUCUGUGGAUUAAUUAUACCUGGAAUAAUGACAACUGGACUUUCUCUGCUGCACUGUGCAAGGCAUGUGCUUUCUUCAUGUACAUGAACUUCUACAGCAGCACAGCCUUCCUCACCUGCAUCGCUGUUGAUCGGUUCUUAGCAGUUGUCUACCCUUUGAAGUUUUUUUUCCUUAGAACAAGAAGAUUUGCGUUCAUGGUCAGUCUAUCCAUCUGGGUAAUGGAAACCAUCUUCAAUGCUGUCAUUUUGUGGGAAGAUGAGACAUCUACAGAAUACUGUGAUGCCAAGAAGUCUAAUUUUACUCUAUGCUAUGACAAAUACCCUUUGGAGAAAUGGCAAAUUAAAUUCAACCUGUUUAGGACAUGUACGGGCUAUGCAAUACCUUUGGUCAUUAUGAUGAUUUGCAACCAGAAAGUUUACCAAGCGGUGCGGCGGAAUCAAGCCACGGAAAACAAUGAAAAGAGAAAAAUCAUAAAACUACUUAUUAGUAUCACAUUGACUUUUGUCUUGUGCUUCACUCCCUUUCAUGUGAUGUUGCUGCUUCGCAGCAUUUUAGAGCCUAUAUCUAACUACAAGUCUGGGAAGCAGGCUUAUACAAUGUAUAGAAUCACAGUUGCAUUAACAAGUUUAAAUUGUGUUGCUGAUCCAAUUCUGUACUGUUUUGUAACUGAAACAGGAAGAUCUGAUAUGUGGAAUAUAGUAAAGUUCUGUACUGGGAAGAUUAAUAAAUCACAAACCCAUUCUAUAUCUACAAAAGAUACUAUGGAGUUACACACCCUGGAAUAG